AUGUCGCGUCCUUUCCCAUACGCCUACAUUUCCUGUCCAUGUGCCGACACCCCUGUUCCCGACCCAGCCAGGAAGCGGAGAUCAAGAGAGACUUCUCACAAGUCCAACCCGGAGGAUCCCAAUGCUCCAGUUCCUCAGGAUUAUGACUUCGAGGAUGAACGCACGUUCGACCCCCGAUCUCCCCGGUCUAACUUUUCUUUGUACCCGCCGGAGCAACUACUAUACUGCGAGGACUGCCAUCAGAUUAAGUGUCCCCGAUGUAUAACAGAGGAGAUCGUAUGCUGGUAUUGCCCUAACUGUCUGUUUGAGACACCGAGUAGCAUGGUUCGGAGCGAGGGGAAUCGAUGCGCCAGGAACUGCUUCAAUUGCCCCAUAUGCACUGCUCCACUAGCAGUCACUACAUUGGAGAAUGUCACCGGAGGUGGAAGUCAACAGGGCCCGUGGGUACUAUCAUGCGGCUAUUGCAUGUGGACGACUCUAGACAUCGGCGUCAAGUUCGAUAAGCCCACCAACAUCCGCACGCAGUUGUCUAAGAUGACGGAUUCUUCCCGGGGAAGACAGAUGUCCAAGACCUUCAGUGACCUCAAGUCCCCACUGUCCACGUAUUCUUCGAUCGACGAUCACUUUCCAUCGCCUAGCGAGAUGAGAGGUGAUGAGACCAACCCGGCCAACGAGCAAUCCUCAGGGCCAUUGAAUCCAGAGGCGCGAUUCCAGGCACUGAAGGGUUUCUACAAGAAUCAGAUAGCAUCAACCUCCUCAUCACCUAAUGACCCAUUGGCUGAUUUCGGAGCUGGAUUCUCCUCCCCGGGGGCCCUGAACCGCAUCAUGUCCCUCUACACCUCAUCAUCCCGUCUCGGUAAUCUCUAUGGCGGCACCAACAAAAAACCGAAAUCCAAGCCGCCGGUCAUGCGAGAAGCUCUCACAACCAGCGAAGGACUAAGGGUGCCGGCGCCCGAUGCAGAAAACGCACUAAUCCAACGCAUGGCUUCCGACGACUGCGGAUGGGACGGAAUGGCUUCUAUCGAACAGCGUACAUUCCAAUCCCCCGACGCACGGUUCGUAGAAGACCUCCUCCCACUGCCGGUGCUACUUCGCACGAAACGGUCGAAGCGUUGCAAGUCGUGCAAGCAUAUCCUUGUCAAACCCGAGUUCAAGCCGCAAUCGACCCGGUUCCGCAUCCGUCUCAUCGCCCUCAGCUACAUCCCCUUGCCAACCCUCAAACCCCUAGUCCCCAGCCCCUUUGCGGGACUUCCGUCCGCCCCACCCGCCGCGGCGCCAAACCUGGACGCCCUGUUACCGCUGAAAACCGUGCAGCUCCUGCUCACCCUGAAAAAUCACAUGUUUGACCCGGUGCGGGUGACACUCGCCACGCCGUCGGUGACACCCGGGCGCGUGGCCUCAAAAGUGACCAUCUUGUGUCCGCAAUUCGACAUCGGCGCUAACAGUGACGUGUGGGACGAGGCCCUGCAGGGUUCGACCGCUCCGGGUGACGCGCGCGCCUCCCGAUCCGGCACCCUAGGCUCCGCCGAGAAAGUCGCAGAGGCCGGAAAGGUGUGGGAUAAGGGGCGUAACUGGACCACCGUCGUCCUGGAGGUCGUACCCGGGACAUUACCUGGCGGCGGUGCUACAGGACGUAACCGCAUGAAACAGCACGAUGAUGAUGAUGACGACGACGAUGAUAACGAUGACUCCGAUGUCGACUCCGACGUCAAUGCCAAUGCCCUGGACUGGAGCGGACAAACUAAGGACCCUAAUCAACAGCUGCAGCCGGACGAAGAUGUCAUGGAGAUCCCUGUCUUUGUGCGGAUGGAAUGGGACUCCGAGAACCAGAUCGAUCAGGAGCAGUCUGUUGGUAAGGGGCAAAAUUCAGACACGGUCAAGAGGGAAUUGGCGUAUUGGAUGGUGUUGGGCGUAGGGAGGAUUAGUCCGGAGAUGGGAUUUUAG
Aspergillus bombycis is the source of this 1944-nucleotide messenger RNA. RefSeq names its product putative dynactin Arp1 p62 subunit RO2. The record is from RefSeq and is a predicted model, not a curated record. The transcript is spliced from 2 exons. Gene Ontology annotation, cellular component: dynactin complex. Lineage: Eukaryota; Fungi; Ascomycota; Eurotiomycetes; Eurotiales; Aspergillaceae. Bases 1 to 1944 code for a protein of 647 amino acids.